Triticum urartu is the source of this 1916-nucleotide messenger RNA. Its product is annotated as protein AUXIN RESPONSE 4. Lineage: Eukaryota; Viridiplantae; Streptophyta; Magnoliopsida; Poales; Poaceae. The record is from RefSeq and is a predicted model, not a curated record.
AUGGCAAACCGGCGACAUCAUCGCGCGCACCCAAAAGCAGGGGACAAAACCCUGCUUUCCCAAGCAAACCCAACAGCUUUCCCCACUCCCCGUCCCCAACUCCCCACUCCUCCCUCUCAAAAAAAAAAAACUCCCCACUCCUCACUCCAGCCAGCAAUGACAGGCGAUCCCGCCGCCGCGGGGCCCGGCCGAGAAGCGCCGCCGCCGCCGGCCCGGCCGCCGAGGCCGCUCUCCGUCGUCUCCGCCCUCCCCUUCUGGUUCUACCUCACCGCCGCGGUCUCCCUCCUCGCGCUCCUCCUCCCUCACCUCCUCUCCCCCCACCACCCCCCUCCCCUCCCGCCUCUCCUCCGCCGCCACCUCUCCGACGGCCGCCUCCUCAAGCUCCACCCAGGCCCGGACCUCUUUGCUUCCACCUCCCGCCCCGCCGCCCACUCCGCCGCACACCACCACCCCGUGCUCGUCCUCCCGGGCCUCGCCGCCGGAUCCUUUUCCUUCCGCCGCCUCCUCUCCUCCCUCUCGUCCCGGGGCCUCGUCGCCGCGGCCGUCGACCUCCCUGGCCAGGGCCUCUCGCCGCCUCCGGCCGCCCCUCCCGCCCGCACGAACCCGCUCCGGGAGAUCAUGGACCGCGGCAUCUUCCACGCGUUCGAGCACCUCGUCGAGACCGGCGAGGUCCCGUUCCAGGAGACGGCCCCCGAGCCGUCCCGCUCCUUCUACGCGGCCAGCGAGGCGGCCGCGGCCGUGGCCCGUGCCGUGGACGCGCUCGGCCUCGCGCCUGUCCACCUCGUGCUCCACGACUCCGCCCUCGCCGCCGGCGCCGCCUUCGUGUCGGCCAACCCGGCGGCCGUGCAGAGCGUCACUCUGAUCGACGCCACCACCACCUUGCCGGCCUUCCCGGCGGCCGUUCUCGGCGUGCCGGCGCUGGGAAGGCUGGUGCUGCGGGUGCCGGCAUUGUUCAAGGGGCUGGUGCGUCUGUCCUGCGCUCGGGGGAUGGAUGCAGAGGAGGCCGACGCGCACAGGGCGGCGGUGCGGGGGCAGGGGAAGAGGGAUGCAGUGUUUGAGGCCUGGAAGGCCAUGAACCAUAGUUUUGACCUGAGAGAGUGGAGGAGCUCUUCAGAGGAGGUGAAGAGGCUGCCGAUGAUGGUUCUGUGGUCGGGUUCUUGGUCGGAUAUGUGGAUCGAUGAGGGGAAGAAGGUGACCAAGGCGUUGCCGGACGCCAAAUUCAUCUACCAUUACGGCGGUCGAUGGCCUCAGGUGGAUGCAUAUGAGGAAAUCUCAAAGUUGAUAGCAGAGUUUGUGACCAUGUUACCAACAACUGCGACAGAGCACGGGUCGGAGAAUAUGGACCAAUCAUCCGGCGAAUCAGCAGAUGCUCACAGCGAUCAUCCAGUUUCAUGAAAACCAGAACUAUCUGAUUCAUGGUUAAGAAAUGCCUUGCGAGCAUCCAUAUGACCAAGCGAUGUUCUUCUGCCUUGGACAAGUCUUAGCUUGUGAUGCUAGAAGGGGAUGAUGGUCUCUUCCUUACAAUCGCCCCAUUGCUAUCUGUUUCCCCCUUCAUGUAAAAUGAUAUCUCCCGGUGAAAGUUUGAAAAAACUUCACCUGUAGGGCCUCUUCUAUUCCUCUUUCAGGUGAUGCUGUCAAAAUGUAACUUGAGACUGUUUUGCCUCAGGGAAGUAGGUAUUCUGUAAUGAGGCUGCGCUCGCAUAACCUGAUUUAGUGUAACGUUGUUUUGUUGCCAUGGAUAGGUAAUUGUACUCCUGUACUAACCAGUGCAUUGUACGCUCAGAUAAGUUUUACUUGCACUUGUAAUCAAUGCUGCGAUGCGAUGCAGAGUACACUGUAUUCUCUAGCUGGCCACCAGGCAGUUGGAAAUUGUAGCUGAGUAUCAAAAAUAGUUCAUUUUGUUAAGUUGGAGAAAA